Molecule: messenger RNA, 963 nt
Organism: Xiphophorus maculatus (southern platyfish)
Lineage: Eukaryota; Metazoa; Chordata; Actinopteri; Cyprinodontiformes; Poeciliidae
Exons: 5
Coding region: 1-963 (320 amino acids)
Biological process (GO): response to bacterium
Source: RefSeq, a predicted model, not a curated record
AUGACUACUCUGAAGAUUUUCUAUCUGUUCUUGGCAACAGUUGCUCCUUCGGCAGCUUUGGCGCCGUCGUCCCCUUUGGACUUUAAAUCCGUUCGCGUUGGCCAGAACGUGACCUUGAAAUGUUUCUACCAAGGCAGUAAUGGACCGAUCUUUUACUGGUACAAAAAAAGCAUGGGGGAAAAAGCCCAGCUCAUGUCUGAGUUCUACAAACACAAACAAAACGGCUCUCUUCACAGCGACCUGAUCACCGGCGAUCCACGAUUCAAACCGGAACCCGGCAGCGGCGAAUUCCACCUGAAGAUACUGAAUGCGCAAGUGUCGGACUCGGCCACGUACUACUGUGUCAGCCUGUUUUCCCAUGAGUUUGACUUCUUGGAGGGCAUCGAUGUCCAUGUGGAAGGCCCGGGCUUGAAAACCGAAGGCCUGUCGGAGUCGGAGAACGCCCGGCCGGGCGGCUCUGCGACGACACACUGCACGUUACGAAAUGGGACCUACGAUGGAGAGCACGGCUUUUACUGGUUCAAAGGCUCUGAAGACUCUUUCCUGAAACUAAUUUACACCCACAAAAGCAGCGGCAAUAUGAGUGACAAGAAAGCAAACACAAAAACACACAGCUGUGUGUUCGUCCUGCCCCUGGAUGCGUCUCAAGCUGUGGACUACUACUGCGCCGUUGCCUCAUGCGGACAGAUAGUGCUCGGAAACACAACUAACCCGGACUUAACAUACGACUCAGUUACCAUUUUUCUGAGUGCAGCCUGUGCGUUCACCUCUGCCCUCAGUCUUUUACUGGCUUUGUUGGUGUGCAAAAUCACUAAGAAGACAAAAUGCAUAUCUUCAGAGUCCCAACCAAAGCACCCGUCAGCACAUGUGAAGAGCUAUCACACUGCAGUAGCCGUGGCGACCGACAGCUCGAUGAGACAGAAGGAUGGAGUCUGGAGUGAAUGUGUUUACCACAGAUAUUAG